GUGUCGCUGCCCUGACUGGCAGUGUUGAGGCGUGUGCGCAUGCUCUGUGCGCAGGAUCGCGCUUUGGGCGGCGGAGAUCAGUCGCCUCUGCUCUAGUUCUCGGUGAGCCCCGGUUACGGUGGCAGCUGUUGGUGUGUCAGCCUGUUGUCAGCUUGAGGCGGCGCUGGGCCAGCGGGAGGUAGAAGGCCCGUAUUUCUCUACCUGAGCCGCACGCUCCCCUCACUAAAAGGGCAGAGCUCAAGGUUUGCUUUGACGUCACAUUGAUAUGAAAUAUGGAGUCACCUUUAAUAACUUCACCUGGGAAGGAGAAAGACUUUUUUCUUAUUAAAGAAACACAAGGAAAACAAAUGACCAAAUGAAUCCUACCAAAUGCUAACUCUACAUCUUUUUGUAUCAUCUGUUUUUAAAACCAUCAAGAAAAAUGACUUGUGCUUUAAAGAAUAUGAUUUGUUCAUCAAUGUUACUUUAGCAGUUUUUAAAAAAUCUUUUUCACCUUAAACUGUACUCUUAUAAAAUUUAACACAAAGAUUUUUAAAUCUUUAAGGCCUUCUUUAAAAUAGCUUUCUUUUUUAGUUUUCAGAACUUCAAUGCUUAUGUAUCCUUUUUUUUACUUGACAAAGUCCUCAAAACUACAGCAUCAGGAAAGAUAUGGACUUGGAAACUUAUGUUAUGGUAAUAGACUGCAGCGAACUUAAGUGGAUCAUUCAAGAAACCAUCCAUUUUAUCAUCAGAAGUAUCACAUAAGUAUAUAACUCUUAGCUUUAAUGCAAACAAAGUUGCUUGAAAAUGGCAUGGGUAAAAUUCUUACGGAAACCUGGUGGCAAUCUUGGAAAAGCUUAUCAACCUGGGAGUAUGCUAUCCCUAGCCCCUACCAAAGGCUUGUUGAAUGAACCAGGACAAAACAGCUGCUUUCUUAAUAGUGCUGUACAGGUUUUAUGGCAAUUAGAUAUAUUCCGAAGAAGCUUGCGGGUUCUGACUGGACAUGUUUGUCAGGGAGAUGCCUGCAUAUUUUGUGCAUUGAAGACAAUAUUUGCACAGUUUCAACACAGUCGAGAAAAAGCACUUCCUUCGGAUAACAUAAGGCAUGCUCUUGCAGAAAGUUUCAAAGAUGAGCAGCGAUUUCAGCUUGGCCUUAUGGAUGAUGCUGCAGAGUGCUUUGAAAAUAUAUUGGAGAGGAUUCAUUUUCACAUAGUGCCAAGCAGAGAUGCAGACAUGUGUACCUCUAAAUCUUGUAUCACUCACCAGAAGUUUGCUAUGACUCUGUAUGAACAGUGUGUGUGUCGUAGCUGUGGAGCAUCAUCAGAUCCUCUGCCGUUUACAGAAUUUGUGCGGUACAUUUCUACAACAGCCCUAUGCAAUGAAGUUGAAAGAAUGAUGGAAAGGCAUGAACGCUCUAAGCCUGAAAUGUUUGCAGAAUUGCUGCAAGCAGCAAAUACAACCGAUGACUAUAGGAAAUGUCCUAGUAACUGUGGCCAAAAAAUAAAAAUUCGGCGUGUUUUAAUGAACUGCCCAGAGAUUGUUACAAUUGGUUUAGUCUGGGACUCUGAGCAUUCUGACUUGACCGAGGAUGUUGUUCGGAAUCUCGCAACACAUCUUUAUCUUCCUGGGCUUUUUUAUAGGGUUACUGAUGAAAAUGCCAAAAAUAGUGAACUUCACCUUGUUGGCAUGAUUUGCUACACUAGCCGACAUUAUUGUGCCUUUGCUUUUCAUACCAAGAGUUCCAAAUGGGUAUUUUUUGAUGAUGCAAAUGUGAAAGAGGUUGGAACUAGAUGGAAAGAUGUGGUCUCCAAGUGUAUCCGAUGCCACUUCCAACCACUGCUUUUGUUUUACGCAAACCCAGAUGGCACAGCAGUUUCCACUGAAGAUGCACUCAGGCAUGUCAUCAACUGGUCACAUCAUAAAUCUGUUGCAGAAAAUAUAGGAUGUGAAAAGCCCUCAAUUCAUAAGUCGGAGAAUUCAAAAGAAAAUGGAUUUGGUGAUCAGACAAAACAGAGAGAAAAUCAAAAAUUUCAAGCAGAUAGUAUUUCAUCAUUUAAUCGGAGCCACAUUCAAACAAGUGGCAGUAGAGGAACAGUUAAGUCAAGUCACAAUGAUCAAAGGGAAAAAAUAAAAGACAUUUCCAGAGAAUGUGCUCUAAAAGCCAUUGAACAGAAAAACUUACUUUCCUCACAAAGGAAAGAUUUGGAAAGGGGACAAAGAAAAGAUUUGGGCAGACAGAGAGAUUUGGUUGAUGAAGACCUUCCACAUUUCAAGUCUGGAUCACCUCCUGCCCCAAAUGGCUUUAGACAAUAUGGGAAUCCACAUCUAUAUCAUAUUCAAGGAAAAGGACCGUGUAAGCAUGACCGAAUUGCCCAUCAGAGUCGAGCUUCUGCACAAACAUUAAGUUCAAGUAAAUCCCAGAUUCUUGCUUCAGGAGAGAAAAUAACUGGCAAAUUUAAGAGUGACAGUGGUACUGGAUAUGAUACAGACAGUAGCCAAGAUUCUAGGGAUAAAGGAAGCAGCAGUAAUGGCAGCACUAAAAGCCGAAAUCGAGGUUGGAAACCUAUGAGAGAAACAUUAAAUGUCGAUAGUAUUUUUAAUGAAAGUGAAAAAAGGCAGCAUAGUCCAAGACAUAAAUCAAAUAUUAGUAACAAAUCUAAAUGUAGCAAAGAUCAGAGUUUUAACAGUUGUCCAAAAGAGAAUCCAAAGCAAAAAUGUUUAAUGACUAUAUAUGAAGAUGAAAUGAAGCAAGAAACAGGAAGCAGGAGUUCCCUUGAAUUUAAUGGAAAAGGAACAGAGAAAAAUAACACCCUCAAAGAAACUAAAGUUCAUGGUGACAAUUGGCAGAUGCAAAGGACAGAGUCUGGAUAUGAAAGCAGUGAUCAUAUCAGUAAUGGCUCUGCUAAUUUGGACUCACCUGUUAUCGAUGGAAAUGGUACAGUGAUGGAUAUCAGUGGUGUUAAAGAAGCCGCAUCCUUCAGCAACCAGAUUAAGACAAGCAAUCUAAACAUAGAUCAUAUGAACUAUACCUCCCAACAGAGCAAAAACUACUUGGAAGGCUUUAGAAAAGAACUCAAGAACCUGGAAGUAGUCUAUAAAUCUUAUGAGUCCCACCCAGAAUCACAUCUACAAAUAAAAAAUCCUUUGAUAAAAAGGUCACAUAUACGUGAAACCAAUGGAAAGUUAUUCCCUUCAUCCAAUCCACAAAUACUCAAGGACCAUACAGCAAGAGAGCAUACCCACCAGUCAGAUGAACAGAAACUUGAAAAAGCAAGUGAAUGCAAAUUUUCUGAGUGGCUUAAUAUAGAAAAUUCUGAGAGAACAGGUUUGCUUUUUCACGUUGAUGAUAAUUCUGCUUCUGGAAAGAGAGUAAACAGUAAUGGAACAGUCUCACCAUCUUCAUUGUGGUCUUCACACAUGAGAACUGUGGGGUUGAAGCCAGGAACUGCUCCCCUCAUCCAGCAGCAAAAUAUGAUGGAACAGUGUUACUCUGAGAACUCUCUAUCCAGGGAACAUCUCAUUCAGUCAACCUGCAGAUCUGAUGGUUGUCAGAUGCCAGAACUUGUUUGCCAGAAUACCCCACCCCCUCUGCCACCAAAGAAAUAUGCUAUAACCAGUGUGCCACAGUCAGAGAAAAAUGAUGCUCCACCUGCUGUCAAACCAACAGAGAUGUUUAAAGCUAAUUCUUCUAGUCUUCCAAAGCACAGUUUAGGUACAGCUUCAGAACCAGGUUCAGAAGUGAGUACAUAUAUGAAUGAUGAAAGACUUAAGGAAACAUUUCAAGCAAAAGAGUAUGUUGGCAACACGUCAAACACCCCGUCCAGCUCUUCAGCUAAUGAUUUUCAGGCAGACUCGGGUACAGCUGUUGGUGCUUCUUGCCAGCCAGAAAUAGACUCUAGUUCUACCUGUCGAAAUGAGACAGUUUCAUUAACUACCUAUUUUUCAGUGGAUAACUGCAUGACUGAUACAUAUAGAUUGAAAUACCAUCAGAGGCCCAAGCUCUGUUUUCCAGGGAGCAGUGGCUUUUGUAAUGAUAAUUCACUUUCUCAGAAUGAAAGAGGGCUAGGGCCUGUGUUACAUAGUAGUCUUGGUUCAAACUGCCCUUCCAAGCAAAGAUAUAAACCUGGUAUACAUUGUAAUAGAUAAAUGAUGAAAACGACAGGCUUUUACUUCUGAGGCCAUUAACUAGGAAUCAAAUGACCAAACCUAGUGCUAUAUGAAAUUAAAACCAUGGCAAUAUUUAAGUCAUUAAUCACUUUAACUUUCUAUACAGAUAUUUUAUUUUGUGAAGAUCUACUUAUUGGAUAUUUUGGAAUUCCCUCUGAAUAGUCUUGGCAUGCCUCAAAAAAUAGAAAAUCCGGGGGUAUGCAGAAAGUCAUUUAUCAUAUGCUGCAGUUGAGUAAAAAUGUAAUUUGUCCCUUUAUUUUCUGACUGGUAGACCCAUAGGUAUUAAACUAACCAGUACUCAUAUAUAGAUUGGUAAACUGUGCUAACUGAAAGAUAGAUGAUAUGUAGCUUGUGUAGUCAAAGCAAUAUUUGCUUUGUGAGGAAGCACUUUCUAAUGGGGAGACAAAAGAGGACUUCACCCAUUUGCUUUUGACUUCUGUGAUAGUCUACUACAUAUGAUCCCUUUAAGUGUCUUAAAAUAUAUCGACCCAUGAAAUUGAUAGCAUUUGGGGGAAAAAAGCCUUAAUGAUAAAGCAAUUUUUAAAUUAAAUUCUCAAGGUUAGAAGAGAAGACACUUAAUUUUGCUCCUAGAAUUUUUAUCUUCAAA
Mesoplodon densirostris (Blainville's beaked whale) is the source of this 4753-nucleotide messenger RNA. It is a transcript of the gene USP53, whose product is annotated as ubiquitin specific peptidase 53. NCBI's taxonomy places the organism in Eukaryota, Metazoa, Chordata, Mammalia, Artiodactyla, Ziphiidae. Bases 787 to 4125 code for a protein of 1112 amino acids. Gene Ontology annotation, molecular function: cysteine-type deubiquitinase activity. The transcript is spliced from 16 exons. Gene Ontology annotation, biological process: sensory perception of sound; response to auditory stimulus; protein deubiquitination. The record is from RefSeq and is a predicted model, not a curated record. Gene Ontology annotation, cellular component: cell-cell junction.